This is a messenger RNA of Ruditapes philippinarum (Manila clam), 2335 nucleotides long. Its product is annotated as protein TFG-like. The record is from RefSeq and is a predicted model, not a curated record. Lineage: Eukaryota; Metazoa; Mollusca; Bivalvia; Venerida; Veneridae. Gene Ontology annotation, molecular function: identical protein binding. Gene Ontology annotation, cellular component: endoplasmic reticulum exit site. Gene Ontology annotation, biological process: endoplasmic reticulum to Golgi vesicle-mediated transport; COPII vesicle coat assembly.
AUAAUGAUUUAAUUACAAUAUUUGACAGCUCAGACUUGAACUUUGCCAUACAGUGUAGUAGAAUUUUAAAAAUUACCUUAUUUGUAAAUGGUAAACCGGAGCCAUUACAAACAGAUGAGGUGAAGAUGAUAAAAUCUGAGUUAAAACAUAUACGAGAACGAUGUAAUCAGUUGCUAGACAAGCUUGAUGACAGACAGCCGUAUGAAGGUCCUAGUUCAACAGUAGAUAGUAGCUCAUUUAAAGUUGUUCCCCCAAAAAUAACAGACAGUCCACAAAGAGUGUCACCAAGACCCAGUGCAGUGCCGCCAACUAGUCAAGCUGGUAGUAAAGAGUUUGAUCCUUUAUCAAGUCAGAGAUCAGCUGAAGACCAACAAAACAAAGUCAUGUCAUCUUUUGGAAUUCCCAAUGAUGAACGACCUGGCACCCCGGACAGCAUUUCAAGUAUUGGUUCAUCUUCAAGUAGACAACAACAGCAAGGGCCAGGUGCUCCAGUACAACAAGGUGGACAAGCACCACCAUAUCCUACUGCUCAGGCUCCAGGAAGUGCGCAGAAGGUGCCUCCAUGGCAACAGCAACAGCCUGGUACACCAACAGCAUAUCACCAAGGACCUCAAGAAUUCAGUCCGGCACUCGUGAUGUACCAGAAUUUCCCAUCAUACAUCAGUCAGGGUCAGAACACAUGGGCAGGGAAAGAAGGACCACAUGAAUUUAGCAGUUAUCAGAGGUCCCUUAUGCAAUCUCACACAUUCACAGGGCACGAACACGAUCAGCACUCGUCUAGAACAAACACUCCAAUAUCUUCAAGUUAUGCAGCUGGUUCCCAGCAGCAACAUCCUCAACAACAACAGCAUCCUGGCUACCCUUCCCAGAGUUCACAGCAAGGUGCGCCUCAGCCACCAACUACACAAUAUGGGCCAGGAUACAGUCAAGCUGGUGCCCAGCCUGGAGUACAGCCUGGUGCCCAGCCAGGAGUUCAGCCUGGUGCCCAGCCAGGAGUACAGCCUGGUACCCAGCCCGGACAACAGCAAGGUGGGUACCAGCAGCAAGGGUAUGGAAUGAUGGUGCCUCCUCAGCAGCAACAGCAACAGCCAAUGCCCUCUCAGCAACCUCUGGGACCCCAAGGGCCUAGUCCACAACAACAGCAAGUUCCGCAGGCGGGCCCAUAUGGAUACCAACAGCCAGGAGCCCAGCCAGGUGCCGGGGCUGCUGCACCAGUUCAAGGACCCCCGGGCCCAGGUAAUCCAUACGCAAGUCAGGGCCCUAGAUACGCUGGUGGCUACCCUCGACCUGCUGGCAAUUAUCCACAAGGAUAUCAGUGAAAAUAAAAUGCUUUCAAAACCUCAAAUUUUUCUGACAUUGUCAAAAUGGAUCAAAACGUGAGAGAAGACUUGUGCACUUUUAUCAAAUCUACAAGACAUCUACUUACUUUUAUAUUAUAUUUAUAAAUCCUUAGCCUCUUUCUAAGCGGCAUUAAAACUGUGGGCAAAGCAAAGUGACAUCAAACCAUGUCAAAUAUUCAUAAAUGUCAUAAAGUGUCACAGUUCAGGAAUGUCACAAUUAUUGAUGUCACUAAAUGUCACAGUUCAUGAAUAUCACAAUUAUUGAUGUCACAAAAUAUCACAGUCCAUGAAUGUCACAGAUGUGAUACCUUUUAUUAGUGCUAGAAUUUUGUGAUUUGUGACUCAAUGAAAGAUCUGACAGAACCCUAGGGGAACUGUUGAUAAUGUAAUGUUAGCGAAAUAUAAUGUGCAAAAAUAACUGUGACUAUGAAUUUUAACCAUUUGUUUUGUGUAUUUAAAAGGUGUAUAUGUAUAGUGUAAUCUAUUUGUAUAAUUAUGUAUAAAAAAAAUAUUUUGUGUUCAUAUGAUGAUGUUGUUGAACUGAAAACUUGAAAAGUUGAGAAAUUUGAUGUUGCAAAGUAAAUUUGUAUUCUUAAAUUGUUAAUGAAUUAUUGACACACAGUUAAAUCAAAAUAUACAAGUAUCAAUAAUAAUUUUUAUUGUAAUGUAAAAAAUUGAAUGAACAUGUUUUGAAAGGGCGGGCCUCUUUUAGACUGAAGUCCAAUGAAUGGAAUAAAGGCUUUACAGUUCAUUUAGGAAGCAGAUAAUGAUAUCAAUUUUAAGUGCAUUGUUGUAGAUUAAUUAACGGUUCAAGUUCAAAUGCACAGUAAUAUAAUCACAAAAGCAGUUAGGCCUGAGUGAAAUUACAAAGCAUUUGAAUGAUAAACUGUGAAUUUAUUAUGCCAUAAUGCAAGUAAAAUUAAUAUUCAUUGGAUUUAUUCUGAUUUGACAAUGGAACAGUCAAUUAAAACUAUAAGGGAUAUGGGUAUCAAUAU